This is a messenger RNA of Megachile rotundata (alfalfa leafcutting bee), 5388 nucleotides long. It is a transcript of the gene MED14, whose product is annotated as mediator complex subunit 14. Gene Ontology annotation, biological process: regulation of transcription by RNA polymerase II. Gene Ontology annotation, molecular function: transcription coregulator activity. The record is from RefSeq and is a predicted model, not a curated record. Lineage: Eukaryota; Metazoa; Arthropoda; Insecta; Hymenoptera; Megachilidae. Gene Ontology annotation, cellular component: core mediator complex; mediator complex.
UAAUCGAUUUCUUUAUUACUUCUAUAUAUUCAAAUAACAAGUUUAUAAUUUUGAUGCAAUACACUGGAGUUAAUUAAUCUACAUUAAUUGACAAAUAUAUAAUACAGAAUGGCUCCAGUGCCUUUAGAGGGUCAUCAGACCCCGGUAACUAAUAACAUCCCACAAGAAGGAAAUCGUGGUGGUUCUAUUUCUCUUGGGAUGCUGAUCGAUUUCAUAAUACAGCGUACUUAUCAUGAACUCACAGUUUUGGCUGAAUUAUUACCUCGGAAAACUGAUAUGGAACGGAAAAUUGAAAUUUAUAAUUUUUCAGCAAGAACUAGACAGUUAUAUGUACGAUUAUUAGCAUUAGUUAAAUGGGCUAAUAGUGCUUCCAAAGUUGACAAAUCUGCGCAUAUAAUGGCCUUUUUGGACAAGCAAUCAUUGCUUUUUGUUGAUACUGCUGAUAUGCUUGCAAGGAUGGCCCGAGAAACAUUAGUACAUGCUAGAUUACCUAAUUUUCACAUUCCUGCUGCAGUUGAAGUUCUUACAACUGGAACAUAUAGUCGUCUACCAGCAUGCAUACGAGAAAGAAUUGUUCCUCCAGAUCCAAUUACUCCAGCAGAAAAAAGAAGUACACUUCAAAGAUUAAAUCAGGUGAUUCAGCAUAGAUUAGUAACUGGAAAUUUGCUUCCACAAAUGCGUAAUCUGAAGAUUGAAGCAGGAAGAGUAACAUUUCUUGUAGAGCAAGAAUUUUCAGUCUCACUCACAGUAAUGGGAGAUGGACCAACAGUACCUUGGAGGUUACUAGAGUUGGAAAUUUUGGUUUCGGAUAGAGAAACUGGAGAUGGGAAAGCUUUAGUGCAUUCACUACAAACUGGCUAUGUGCAUCAAGUGGUUCAAUCAAGGUUGGCAGAAAGCUCGAGUCCAUUAUCUGAAGUUUAUCAUAUUUUACAUUACUUCUGUCAAUCGUUACAAUUGGAAGUGCUUUAUUCUCAGACGUUACGAUUAAUACGAGAUAGGUUGGAUGAUCAUAUUCAUGUGGAUGAAUAUACACCAGGAAAAUGUCUCUCCAUAUCGUACUGGAGAGAAUUAACUAAUAAAGAUCCACGAUCUGAAUUGGGAUACAAAUUAACAGUGCAAGUAGAUCAACAUGAUCCUGCAAGACCUCUUGCGAUAGUACAUGUUCCAUCUUUAGGCAGUAAAGAAAGUGAAAUAGCAGACAGAGCCAUUAGAUCGGACCAGUUAUCAAUGGAAUGUUUAUUAGUACAUACAAUUUAUAUACGUACUAGAAGUAGAUUAUUAGAUUUAAAGCAAGAAUUGCAAGCUAUGUUGAAAGAUGUUGAGUGUACUUUAGCUGGUUCACCUGCAAUUCUUUCUGUUCCAAUUUUGCAACCUUGUUUAAGAGCAGAACAUUUAUUAGUUACUGUUGAUACUCAUACUGGAAUGUUACAAUGUCAUGUACCUCAAUACGAAGCACCUUUGGUUCCUGAAUUGACUGCUGCUUUAAAUGGCGAUCAUUCUCGUCUUCCAACUUUAAUAUCAGAGCUUAGAUUUUGGAUAACACAAAGAAGAUGUGAAAAGACAUUGCAACAUCUUCCGGCAACUUCUCAUGAACGUUUGCCAGUACUUCUUCACCCUGAUCAUCCAAUAUCAAAGAUUAGUAGACAUCGUAUGUUUGUACAACUUCACCGACAUCCUACAGUGAUCCUAAUAGUAGCAUUCAAGGAAAAAGAAUCUUCACCUUGUGAAAUCGAGUGUUCAUUUUAUCUCGCAGUAGUAAAGCAUAGUUCCAUAGAGGAUGAUCCUCAUGAUGAUAGUAUUGAAACAGAAAUUCCAAAAAUGUACUUGAAAGUACAAAGUUUAAUUGAAUUUGAUACUUUUGUCAUAACUCAUGGCCCUUUUACUAGUGUCGAUAACGAAGCUAUUGAAACAAGUACUAAACGAAGAAGUGCAGGACCUAGUGGAAGAACUGAUGCUGGUACAAUAUUACAAAACAGAAGAUCCAAACAGCCUGCAUAUUUUAUUCCAGAAUUAGCACAUGUGGUUGCUCUCUGUGAUGAAAGAAUACCUUUUGUAACAUUAGCACAAGAGUUAACCAGAAGAGAUAUAGCUCAUCAAGGACUUCAAGUAGAAGCAAAUGCUACUGCAUUAGUUUUAAAAUUAGUGCAGUUACCUGCUCCUUCUGUUGCAAUAAGUUCUAGUUGUGCAUGGUAUGCACUUCUUAAAAGAUUACUUAGCGUUUCAAUUAGAGUCCAAGGUAAAGGUAUGGCGAAAACAUGGAUGGCUGAAUUUGUGUUUUAUGGAAGCCCUUUAUCUAGUAGCCAUCCAAAGGAGCAAGGAUUGAGGAGACCAGUAUAUUUUCAAUAUGAAAUGGGAACAGCAGAUACUGUGUCACGCACAGUAGAUGCAUUACUUAAUGAUUGGGCGCAAAUUGUACAUCUAUAUUCUAUUGUGCAUGAUCUAGCAGAAUAUUUCAAAAUGGAGAAAUAUAAUUUGCGUAAUACAGUCAGUAUAAAAUCAUAUAAUUAUAGCAAAUUGGUUUUAACCUAUGGUCCUAAUCGUGGAGCCACUGUUACUAUACAAUGGAGUAUUAAUGAUAAAGCUUUUAAAUUAAUUUUUGGAAAAAGUCCAAUGAGUACUACCAGUAAUGCUCAUUCAAUCAUGAAAGAACAACUUGAAGCGCAUCUAAACAGACAUAGAAACUUGGCACAACUUAUACAUAUUCUUCAUGAAACGCUUCAACCUCUUACAUCAAUUAGUAAACUACCCACAAUUCCACAACUUUGUGUUUACAAUUCGAGACCUCAAGUACCAGUGCAAACGUUUACUAUUAUGCCACAGUGUGUAACUCUAGUCAGAAUUGCAUAUCAAGGUAUGUAUUGUUUGGAACUUCGUUUACGAGGGGGUGGAUUAGUAAGCUUGCGAGAUGGAGCCUACAGUCGUUUCGAUAGGAGUUAUGUCGUAGAUGAGUUUACUCCAACGCAAGGCCUUAAGGCAUUUUUAUCUAAAUAUGUGGACGAAAGUGCAGUUUUCCGUAGAAGAUCUCAGUCAGAAGAUGAUAAUCCUCCAUCUCCUGUGACAAUGGAUAGUGAUGGUGGUAGCGGUAGCGGAAACGUGGGCUUUUUAAGUCAUCAUAGAAGUGGGCCACAAUCACCUGCUCAACAAAGAGAUGGUUUAAGAUUUCAUCCUCCGCUUACUCCACCUUCUGGUAGCAAUCCUCAUACACCAGCCAGUCCGCAUACUGCUAAUAUAUCACAGACAAAUCAGCAUCAGAGUUUCGGAAGUAGUCCAGCCACUUCUUUCAAUUUGGCUUCACCACCAUCACUUCCACCUAACACACCUAAUAUGUUGCCACAUCCUUCGCCAGGUUCUGGGCUAGUUGCUAAUAGUCCUCUUAAUCCAAUGCACGUUCCAAGUCCAGCUGGAUUGAUGCCAACGUCUUCUCCAGGUCCUUGUAGUAACGUUCAAGUGGGACACUCUCCUGCAGGCUCAUUCAUGCAAACUGGUCACAUAGAUGGAAGUCCUUUUCCAUCUUCACAGAGCAUGGCUUCACCAGCAGCAUCUAAUUGGCCAGGAUCGCCCAGUGUACCUAGACCAUCUCCAGCACGUCCUGCACAAAGUCCAGGGCAUGCUGCACUGCAUAGUCCUCAAGCCUCUGAUCAUAAAACCGGAACACAUAUUUCAAGAGUGCUUCCACAACGUUCAUGGGCUGGUGCUGUACCUACUCUUCUCACUCAUGAAGCUUUGGAACUGCUUUGCUGUCCUUCUCCUCACCCAUCUGGACUUUCAGGUCCUGAUCUCUCGCCACUUGAAAGAUUUCUGGGAUGCAUUUACAUGCGCAGACAAUUCCAACGAUUUAUUCAAACUGAUGAUUGUCUAACUGCAAUAAAUAGUACAGAACCAGGAGUUGUACAUUUUAAAGUUGAAAGUUUACAGUGUCGAGUUGGCUUAAACCCACAACAUUUACAAUCACUUCAUAUUAAAGUACAACCUCUUCCUGAGCAUAAGGAUCAAUGGACACUUGAAGAAUUACAAAUUAUAGAGAAAUUUUUUGAUACAAGAGCAGCAGCGCCCCCAUAUAAACCAAAUACACUUUCUGGUUUUGGCAGGAUGUUAAAUGUUCCAUUUAAUGUUCUGAAAGAUUUUGUACAAAUUAUGAAGUUAGAGUUGGUACCAGCAUUAGCGCAGCAACAGCAACUUAAAUGGAAUGUGCAAUGGUGUUUAAGGAUUCCUCCUUCUGGAACUCCUAUUGUACCUACUGGUAUGGCUGCUGUGCUUGUUUGCAGAAAUAAAAUCCUAUUCUUUUUGCAAAUAACAAGAAUUGGAUUGCCAUAUCAGGGAGAAACACCGUCAUUGGUUUUACCAUUAGUUUACGAUGUUAGUACAAAUUUAACACAGUUAGCUGAAAAAAGAGAUCCUAGUCCGGCUUCUGCUAUGGCUGCUGCAUCUUUACAAUUAAAGAGAUUUGCUGAAUAUGGUGCAAAUCAAUCUGAGUGUUCUCUCUUUCCAGCUGUUAGGGAUCUGUUAGCUAAUUUAACUCUUCCUUCAGAACCGCCAGUCAUGUCUCAAGUAGUUCCAUCACCAGCUGGUGGACAAGUAACACCAACACAACAGAUACAAAGUCCUGCAAUGCAACUACAUUCUCCCAUGGCUGGAAAUCAAGGACCUCCACAGGCACCAUAUGGAAUUCAAGGUAUGCCUCCGGUGGGAAUAAUGGGUGGACCACCUCAAUAGGAUAUGCUUUACUCUCCUAACCCCCUCUGUUUGCCGAAUCAGUCAACUUGGAUUAACUGAAUCGUGCAUUAAACGUCCGUUUUAUAAAUGUAUAGAUUUUUUUUAACGGACGAGUCUGGGGAUCUAUAGGAGAGUUUUUUCUUUACAGAGUGUUUUGUAAAAAGUCAGUAUAAAUGGUAAUUGUAAAAAGAAAUUUAGACAACAGAUUGUUCAUAAAAAUAUGUAUACACCAUAGAAGCAGAUAUCUUAGAUUAAUGUACGGAUAGAUGGAACAAAUUCCAUUUUAAAAUAAUUUAUUAAAUUAAUUAGUUUACUUAUAACGUCAUCUAUUCGUCUAUUCUCCAGUUACUUUGUAUCAUUGUAUAAAACUAUAUCCAUUAUACCGAAGAAUCAAAAUGUUAAAUAAUAACUUCAUGUAUUUUUUAUAAAAACAUCAAAUAUGUAUUAAAUUUUAGUAUUUAGACAUUGAAUUUUGAUAAGUUUAGUGGCAAAUUUAGCAAAGUAAAAGAAAUUGUAUGAUAAGUAACAAAUUCCUUUUUAUUAUAAAAGUGACUGUGAUACUAGUUCAAGUGUAUAAUAAAAUGAAUUUUAUGAUUAGAUGUAGAAUAAUAAUUCAAAACCAUCUACACAUCUAAGAGAAAUAUAGCUUCUAACAUUUAACUUACUGUAAUAUGU